Molecule: messenger RNA, 624 nt
Organism: Rhagoletis zephyria (snowberry fruit fly)
Lineage: Eukaryota; Metazoa; Arthropoda; Insecta; Diptera; Tephritidae
Source: RefSeq, a predicted model, not a curated record
AUGUCGGAUUUCAGCUCACCACCCAACUCUAAUGAGCUGUUUCGCAUUGAAGGCAAAAUUUACACUCACGAUGCUUACCCCUUAUCAAGUCAAUUUCUAGUCGGCACUAAAAUUAUCGUCAACUACGGCCAAUACUUUGGGUUUCUUCGCGCUGAUGGUAGUUUUGAAGUUUCUAAUCUACCAGCCGGAACUUAUGUCGUUGAAGUUUCAAACGACAACUUCUUCUACGACCCAAUUCGAGUGGACAUCAAUGCAAAGGGAAAAAUUCGAGCUCGAAAAGUUAACUACAUUCAGUUGACUGAAGUGAAGCAGAUGAACUAUCCAUUGAAGUUCAAAGCCAAGACGCCCUUCAAGUACUUCCAAGUUCGUGAGAGCUGGAAGGCGACUGAUUUCCUGUUCAACCCAAUGGUACUCAUGAUGGUUCUGCCUCUGUUCUUCAUCAUGGUCCUUCCGAGAAUGAUCAAUCCCAACGAUUUGGAAGCUCAGAAAAAGGAACUGCAAAAUUUGCCCAAGCUGAAUGACAUGUCAGAGUUGCCGGAGUUGAGUGAAAUGAUGACCAAUUGGCUGGGAACUGGCAAGGCCCCUCCUGCUAAGGGAAAAGCUGUCAGCAAAAAGAACAAAUAA